AUGACUCUGAACUACAAUCGAUCCAUCACUACCUCAAAACCCUGGACAUUUCUGAAACUAUUAUUCACGUGGAAAGCAAGCAUAUGGAAAGCGGUGUACCUGGAAUUGCUCGCCUUUCUCGUCGUUUACGGUGUUAUUUCCGCUAUCUACCGAGCCGCUCUUAGCUCUUCACAGCAAAAGAGUUUCGAAGCAGUCGUCCGCUUCUUCGACAAUCGAUUGGACUUUAUUCCACUAGAACUAGUUCUGGGAUUUUUCUGUACGCAAGUAUUCAAUCGGUGGACGAAGCAGUAUGACAAUAUAGGAUUCAUUGACAACGUUUGCUUAAUGACUGCCUUAUAUGUUCGAGGAAGGGAUGAACGAGCAAGGAUCUACCGAAGAAACAUUGUCCGUUACUGCGAGCUAGUACAAGUACUCGUAUUCCGUGAUAUCAGCAUGCGAGUACGACGCAGAUUUCCUACGUUGGACACUAUUGUUGCUGCAGGUUUCAUGAUGCCCCACGAAAAAGAAAACUUCGAAUCAUACAGUGAUAAGUCGAACACCCCGAAGUACUGGAUUCCUGCUAAUUGGGCGCUUGCGAUGACGCAACAAGCAUGGAAACAUGGCAACAUUGAGAGCCCUUACUACAAAGUCGUACUUCAGGAGGAAAUCAAAAAAUGGCGCACUAGUAUGGAGUGGGUGUUCAACUACGACUGGGUACCUCUCCCACUCAUGUAUCCCCAAGUCAUUUGCUUAGCUGUACACCUCCACUUUCUUGUAUGUUUGUUGUCACGUCAAACCAUAGUUUCCCAACAUGAACUGAAAGAUGAGAUAGAUACCUAUUUCCCAGUAAUGACUUCCCUACAAUUCGUAUUCUACAUGGGAUGGAUGAAAGUGAUAGAAGCUGUUCUCAAUCCAUUCGGAGAAGAUGAUGACGAUUUUGAGACAAAUGCUCUCAUCGACAGAAACAUAACGAUGGGUAUGAUGAUUGUUGACCAAGGCUACGAUCGACCUCCGGAAGUGCGCCGCGAUCCAUUCUGGGAUGAAAUUCACCCUCUAUAUUCUGAAGAAACAUCACGUAUUCGCAACAAUCCACCGCGAGGAUCUGUCAGUCACAUAAAACUAGCGAGUUAUGUCAAGGAAGUCAAAAUGAUGCCACACUUACGUGCCAGCAGCAGGAGUGCCCCACCACUCUUAUCACCAACGCUGAGAAGCACGAAUGUCACAGUGAAAGAGGAAGAACGUGAUCCCUCACCGCUUCAUCAACGGAGGCAACCUAUAUUUACCAAGAUUCGCUGCUUAACAAAUUCGCUAGUCAAAUUUUUCCAAAUGUGGAAAUCGAGCGACCACAAGAAGACUAACAAAAUUCCUCCAAUGAAUGGCAAUGCUGCUGCUGAAGAUGCGAAAGUGCCGGUUGUAACGAAGAAGUGUUCUCAAAACUGUGAGAUGCCUGUGAGCAUAGCUAUCCCAACGCAAUCACCAAUAUUUCAUGAGAAAUACGUUGAGUAA
This is a messenger RNA of Necator americanus (New World hookworm), 1485 nucleotides long. RefSeq lists its product as uncharacterized. Gene Ontology annotation, molecular function: chloride channel activity. The coding region runs from base 1 to 1485 and encodes 494 amino acids. The transcript has 12 exons. Lineage: Eukaryota; Metazoa; Nematoda; Chromadorea; Rhabditida; Ancylostomatidae. The record is from RefSeq and is a predicted model, not a curated record.